ACCGAGACAAAUAUAGAAAGACAAAAUGAGUCAACACAGGCUCACACGUGAACACAGCAAGGAUCCUUCUGUUAGGUGUGAAAAUAAGCAUUUGAAAAUGCUUGAGCUCUAAAUGCUAUGGUUAAGGUGGUGGGUCGGAGUAACAUCAUUUUCGUGAUGACUGUAAACAUCGCGAAGGGUCUGACAGUGUUACUGAUAAUCCCAUUCCCAUUCUUUUUGUCGUUAUAAUAACCUCCACUCUUCUGGGAUGGCUUUACACUAGAUUUUGAGCAUGUCUGUGGGAAUUUGUGCUAAUUCAGCCACAAGAGCAUUAAGAAGCUCAGACGCUGAUGUCGGGUGAGGAGGCCUGGCACUUCGUCCACAUUUCUGGUCGGCCCAAAAGUGUUUUGCAUGGUUGAGGUCAGCAACUUUGGCAAAUCAUAUCUCCAUUGACCUUGCUUUGUGUCAUUUAAUUUUUUGUGUGGGUACGACCCCUUAGCUCCAGUGAAGGGAAGCUAAUGCUACAGCAUACAGUACAAAGACAUUCUAGUAGCAACAGUUUGGGGAAGAACCACAUAUAGUAUAUGUCUGUUAAAUGGCAGUGGUGGUUUAGCAGUUAAGGCUCUGGGUUACUGAUCAGAAGAUCGGGGGUUCAAGCCCCAGCACUGCCAAGUUACCACUGUUGGGCCCUUGAGCAAGGCCCUUAAUUCUCUCUGCUCCAGGGGUGUCAUAUCCUGACCCUGUGCUCUGACCCAGCUUCCUAACAUGCUGGGGUAUGUGAAGAGAAGAAUUUCAUUGUACGUGAUAAAUAAAGUCUCAUUACCAUUCAAUAAGCAAUAGUAAAUACAGACAUGUUUGUGUUGAACACAUGCUUUAAAAAGCACGUGACAACCUUGAUGAAGUGGUUCAUCACAAUAUCCUCCAUCUAGUCCUUUACAGGGGUUAUAUUAUGAACAUUAUUUUUGUUGGUUUGUAAAUAUUUUAAAAGAGAAAACACUGAGAAAAUGUGACAUCUAUGCCUGUUUUUUUCCUUCUUCAGUUCAGUAGUGACAAAAACAAUUUGUAUUUUAAUAUGCUGUUCUAAAACACACAUCACACAAGAGAUUUACUUGAUUAACUCACUGUGAUUAGCCCAUGAAUGAAAUUAGCAUGCAGCACAGGCUUUAUGCUAACUCUGAUUGAUCCACGGUGGCCAAACAACAUGGUACAGCUGACACACAGGGUGCAGAUCAAACCUCACACUAUUGUUCUAAAUAACAGACUAUGCCAUUCUAUAAUGUGCAAUGAUAACACUUACUCAAAAUGAGGAGUGAAAAAAACAAAAACAUUCCUGGUGCAGUGCUUGAAAGGAAUGCACUCAAACGCAAAGCUUACUUUCAGUUAUGUGUUUCAUAGACACUUAGGGAAUAAUAGCAAAUAUGAAUAAUAUUUGCCUUAAAACAAAUUCUCUAUAUGGAAAUGAAGCAAAGGUUUAAAACAGUAGUGACCUCCUUGAAGUUAUUCAUCUAAACAUUUUAAAAUGAAGGGUUAGCCAGGGUGAACAGUGAGUAACGUAUGAAGGGGGAAGAAAACUCGUUUAAACAGCUCCAAAGAAAUGAAAGUUAAUGGAGCACGUCCACAGUUUUUUGAGAAUGAAAAAUCAUCCUUCAAAUCAAACAAGAAGGAGCUGAAAGUCGAAACCCAAGUACCUACCCCCCCUUAUUCUCUCAUUAAAGUGUGUGUGUGUGUGUGUGUGUGUGUUUGCCUCGACAGUGUAAAUGUAAAUUUGAGAGCUGUUCAUACAUCAUCUAUUCCAAUAUGAGCUAAUAAGGCAAGACAAAUAUACAGAGACAGAGACACAGAAAGACGACUUACUGAUACAGCAAACUGAUAGUCAAACUACACACAAACACACACACACACACACACACACACAGACACACACACGCAUACAUACUCACACAUACACAUACACACACACACAUAUACACACACUCACAUACACACACACAGACACACACACACACACACACACACACACACACGCAUACACACACACAAACACACACACAUCCCCACAGACCCACACACACAAAUACAGAUAUUAUGUUCACUCAUGGCAACAUGCCAGUGUUGAACGUGACUAGAAUAUGAGAUGUCAGGGUUCGAUCUCAAUUCUCUCUCUCUCUCACACACACACACGCACACACACGCACACACUCAUUCAGUGAGAGACUAAACUCUAAUUAGACAUCAGUUUCCAGCUACAGAGCGAUUCUCGGUGGGAAGUCUUGAAUCUCAAUGUCUCUGAAGUGCUGCUUUAUCUAACCGCUCGUCCUUUGCGCUUUUCCUUCCUGUUCUGUUCUGCACUUAUCUCUCAAUUUUGCUCCUCUAUCACUCCUCUCCGCUUUUCAGUCAAAUACUGCUAGAGGUGCUCCUCCCUCCCUCUCUUACUCUGCUCGCUCCAUCCAUUCCUCCUUCUCUCCCUACUAUCUCUCUCUCUCUCUCUCUCUCUCUCUCUCUCUGUAUCUGUCUCUGCCCCCUCCCUCCCUCUCUCCCUCUCUCACUGAAUCAGACGCUUUAACAGAUGCGCCGAGCACAGUUGCUUCUCUCUCGUUCUUGCGCUUGCUCUCGCACUGCCCCACUUGCAGACUUUUGCAGGUGGGGGAGGAAAAAAAAUGGCAGAUUCAACUACCAGAAACAAACAAUCAAACGGAUGAAGCCUGGGAAACUGGAAUAAGAGAAAGCAAAACACGGAUGGGAACUGCUAAAAAUAACUGCCACGCCAAAGACUGCCUUGAUAGCAUCCAUCAUGUUGCUUUUCUUUUUUCUAUCCUCUUUCAGGAUACCUGUUCUGACCCACAGGAUUAAAAAUGACUUAAAAUUCAAUCAACGGCCGAGGAGAGAGACGGAGGGAUGAAAAAAGAGGGGGUUUGUCCUCUGAACAGAUUCAGCAGCAUACAGCUGGUGAGAGCAAGAGCAAGGGAUCGUUAGACAGACAGAGAGAGAGAGAGAGAGAGAGAGAGAGAGAGAGAGAGAGAGAGAGAGAGAGAGAGAGAGAGAGAGAGAGAGAGCGCACGAGAGAGAAAGAAGGUCUCUUCUCUUUUAAAGGAAGUGACUCAUCUGACUUUGCUGUCUCUUAGGACUAUUCUUCAGUCAAGGUUCAACAUGUUCAGUAAACAGGGGACAUUUUUCUGCUAGAGGAUGUUAAGGAUCUGCAUCCCGGCUUCACUGCUGAUUUGCAUCAUAAGACUAUGGGAAACCUACAACAAAGAUUAUUUUAAAAAAAAUAACAUCUGUUAGCGAGGCAGAAAACAAGAAGGAAUGAGUGAUACGCACAGGCAGGUUCAAAUGAAUCGAUGACCAGAAGAGGCAGGUGGAGAGAAGGAAGAGUGAGGGAAGGGCCAGAAAAAUAAAGUGGAGGAAAUAAAGAAGAGAGACAGCAGAGUGAAGAGCAGGGCUGGCGACUGGAAGACCCUGAGAGGAAACGUGCUGUGUGUAAUGACCCCAGAUGAGAGGCUGUUAGCCCGGGAACAUUCUGGAAAAACAGUGAAUAAAGUGCAACGUGUUUCCCAGCUAGGCUUCCAUGGAUACAGAUGUGCAUCUGCAGGCCUAACUCCUAAUCUAAAUCCUGGUGUGUGUGUGUGGAGAGGACAGACACUCCGGUUGUGAACCGAGGAUACACACCUGAACAUGGAUAUGGGCUCAGUCACACAAAUACACACACCUACACAAAAGCCUGGAAACACACCCACGACUGUAGACAUGAGCUGAUUGAGUCCUGCGACCGACACAGACAACCAAGGUCUGUGGAUUAACCCCCCCUUCUACCAUGCAAGCCUCCCCACCCCAUCAAUCUAAAAAAUCAUACCCAUCCCUCAUUUUACAUCAUCAUCCAGGUAAAACACCCUCCUCUUCUUCUCUCCCCUUUCAUCGAUCAACCCAUUCUUACUCAUCCAUCCUUAAGCCAUCACACAAACUCUUACCAUCAGAUACACCUCUGUGUCCAAAAUACACCUGUGGUUUUCUGGCCCAAUCCAUACCACCCCCAAGCCCACCUCUACCCUCGCUCCAUUGGCUGACACUGGUCACAUGUGCCUGCUUGCUACCUGCUUUGAUUGGACGGAUUCCUGGUGCACUGGCAGGGGAAACUUGGGGCGUAGUUUCUUCAUGCCCUUUUCACUGCGUGUGCCGGAACCUUUCAGAGUCACUGAGCACACUCUGUGCGGACAAGGGCCUCCUCUUUGUUCCACCAAACAUCGACCGCAGGACCGUUGAGCUUCGUCUUGCUGACAACUUCAUUAGAGAAGUGGGUGGCACAGAUUUUGUCAACAUGACCGGAUUGGUAGAUUUAACACUGUCACGAAACACCAUCAGCUACAUCAAACCACUGGCAUUUGCAGACCUUGAAAGUCUCCGCUCAUUGCACUUGGAUGGAAAUCGACUGACUGCUCUGGGUCCAAGAGACUUGGCGGGUAUGCUGAACCUGCAGCACCUCAUUCUAAACAACAACCAGCUUAUAAACAUUUCUUAUGAUGCCUUUGAUGAUUUUCUCCUCACAUUGGAAGACCUGGAUCUGUCUUACAAUAAUCUGCACAAAGCACCAUGGGAAGCAAUCCAGAACAUGGCCAGCUUACAUACGCUCAAUCUCGAUCACAACCUCAUUGACCAGAUUGAAGAAGGUUCCUUUGGUGAGCUCUACAAACUUGCUCGGUUAGACAUGACUUCCAAUCGCCUUCAGACUCUACCACCUGACCCCCUGUUUGCCAGGUCCCAGACAGGAGUGAUCAGCCCUACACCCUACAACUCAGUAAUCAGUUUGAACUUUGGAGGAAACCCAUUGCACUGUAACUGUGAGCUGCUUUGGUUACGGAGAUUGAUUCGGGGUGAUGAUAUGGAGACUUGCGCUACUCCGAUUCACCUGGCAGGACGCUACUUUUGGUCAAUACCUGAGGAGGAAUUUACCUGUGAGCCUCCACUUAUUACUCGUCAUACACACAAACUCUGGGUCUUAGAGGGGCAAAAGGCAACACUCAAAUGCCGAGCUAUUGGAGACCCUGAACCAGUGGUGCACUGGGUCUCACCUGAUGAUCGGAUUAUUGCUAACUCUAGUCGUACCACCUCAUUCCGUAAUGGGACACUUGAAUUCCUAGUGACUGUGGCCCGUGAUGAUGGUGCUUACACCUGUAUUGCAAUCAACGCUGCAGGUGAAGCCACUGCGAUUAUCGACCUUAAGGUCAUCCCUCUUCCUCACCGAGGGAAUGGGACAGUGUCUUUAGCCCGUGACCCAGGCUCAUCAGAUAUUACCAGAGGAAAAACAUCCAAUGGGCAGACCCCCAGCCAGGACACUAACACAGACCAACAGGAAGGUAGAGAAGAAGUAGAGGUAGAGGAUGGAGGGAGUGAAGGAGGAGAGGACCAGUUUGUGGAGGUACAGGGGGUGACCUCCACCUCAGCACAGGUUCGGUGGGAUAUAGGACGACUUUCAGGGGCAUACUUGGUUUGGAUGUACCAGAUACAGUACAACUGCACCGCAGAUGAAACUCUGGUGUACCGAAUCCUGCCCUCUACGAGUAACAGCUUCCUCCUGAAGAAUCUGGUCUCUGGAGCAGAUUAUAACCUGUGUGUUUUGGCCAUUUUUGAUGACACGGUCACCUCCAUGGCUGCCACAAAGGUUCUUGGAUGUGCACAGUUCAGCACCAAGGAUAAUUACCCAGACUGCCGUUCACUCCAGGCCCACUUUCUGGGUGGAACCUUGACCAUCCUGGUGGGAGGAGUAGUCGUGGUUACACUACUGGUGUUUACAGUGGCGCUUAUGGUGCGUCACCGGGUCUGCAGUAACCACAACAAUCAUCAUGGCGCUAGUGGAGAGGUUGGAUGCUCAGGAUCAGACUCGUCAACCCGAGGGAAAGCAGCCAAUGUUUUUUCACAGAGAAAUAGCAGUGGAGAGGUAAUGAUGGUAGUCUUACCUAAUGGGCUGCCUCAAAAACAAAGAGGUGCAGUAGGAGGGGCGGAGUCAUCAUCAAAGUCAUCAUCUCCCACUCUGAAACCCCAAACACUGCCUAAGCCGAAAGUAAAUCUGGAGCAGCUAAAGGCAGGGGUAGAAUCACAGAAGGCACUUCCACCUUAUACCCCAGAAACUGAACGAAUGCCAAUGUACUACACCCUCAAGAAGCCGGCCCCAUCUACACUGCCACGCCAGUCAUAUCAGCCAGAGGCAGGACUUUCUAAACUCCAUUCCACAAACAGGGACAUAGAGAAACAGGCUAGCUUUAGCCUUGUCCCCCCAUCUCACAGUGAUCGGAGGUUCAGCACAGGUGGGUCUGUUAUAGUUGGCCGAGGAGGCAGAGACAGCGGAUGUAACUCAGAGACAGCCUAUCAGAGCUCAGGCCUAAGUGUUGCACGGCAUAGACGUAGCUCCUCAUUUGACAUGGGCAACAUGGCGGCCACAACCUGCUAUGGUUACGCCAAGCGUCUGAGUGUCAUCUGGAGCAAACGGAGCCAGUCACUGCAUGGCAUGCUAGCCCAGUGCGCCUCCACGAACAGCAUCUCCACCACCAGCAGCGGCAGCGGGGAUUUCCAUGUGAGACAUACACGUGGCGCCAUCCGCACCUACAAAUCCAACACUAUGCCUUCAAGCAGAACACAUACAGAGCAAAGUAGAGACAAAGGUAAAGAGAAAGUAAAGGCAAAAGAUAAAGGAGAAGAACUGGAAGAAAGUGUGGUGUAGACAGUAAGGGCUGCACGUCAAAGCAAGAACUGAAGAGACCUUAUAAAACGAGAGGGGUGACUGUGGACAGACAUAGAUGAAAGAGGGAUCACGAAAGAGGGAUCACGCAUUAAAGAGUGCAACGUGAGGUCUGAUACGUAGGAGUGGGAGACAGGCUGAGGGAAAGGUUGAGUGGAGAAUUUAGAGGUGGAGAAAAGAUGUCAUGGUAGAAAAAAGGAACAGACAUAAAAAGGUACAAGGAGGGAAGUAGGAGGAAAAAGGAGAGCAGAGUCAAGAAUCAGGCUAAUGUCAAAUGGACUAAAAAAGAGAGAACAUAUUGGUGCAUAUCCUGCGGGACUGGUGUCUAAGUGGAUUCUGAACCAACACAGAAAUUCAAUCGCUCCAAUGAGCCUAUAACGUGUGAACAGAGGAGCUAAAUAAAGGCCAGGUAUUUGGCCUAUUUUCAAAAAAACAAAACAAAAAAAAAACUUCUAAUGCACCCAGGCCAAGAGACAGACUGAUGGCAUUUGAGCAAUGAUCAAUUAGCUAUCCUGUCACUGGGAUUAUGGAAGCAGAGGCGCAGCUGGAAAUGCCGAGUCAUGCCCAAUCAAUCGGAUAUGAUCCGCAGAUAGAUAGAUAGAUAGAGAGAGAGAGAGAGAGAGAGAGAGAGAGAGAGAGAGAGAGAGAGCCUUUGCAGCAACCUGGGAGCAACACAAAGAAGCAUGGGUGUGAAAUGCAGCACCGGAAUGAUGAUGAAAUGAUUGGGGACAGAUUUAGCGCAUAGACAAAUAAAUGGCCAUUGACUGAGGAUGAAUGGGAUCAGUUACGGUUUGUGUAUGUCUGUGUGUGUGUGUGUGUGUGACUGAGCAUAUGGGGCAGUCAGUGUGUAUAUGGAAAAGGAAGAAGACUCCUUUUGUUUACUUCUGUGAUGCUCCAUUUAACUAUAAUCAUGCAGACUGUGGUCUGACGAACUGAUAUUGAUCCGUUACUGUGGACAGGGUCAUUAAAAUAUUAUAAGGUGUCAUUAAGACCAUGUCGAGAGAUUAAAAACAAAAAGAACUGAGCGCAAGAAACAAAGAGAGUAUAAAUCCCUUGAAAGUCUGUUUUGUUACUAAUUUUCACGAGUGAUAAUAGAGCUAAAAAGAAAAAUACAGUUUUGUUGCAACAAUCUUUCAUGACUUUUAGUUAUCAAUAUGAUUGUAAUUAUCAUUGAGCUUAGAUGAAAAAAAAAACGAACAAAAUUAGCGAGUUCAAUGAUAAUAAUAACCAUCCUGAUGAUAAUGUUUUUGUUUGAUUUCCAUUUUGCCAAAGUAAAUAUUGUUACCUUGACUUGAUAUUCUAAAUGAUGAAAUAAAACAGAAAAAUAAGUUCACGAGUUUUCAUUUUAAUUGUGUAAUUAAUGUGAUUCUGAGAAGAAUAGGAAAAUGGAGGGAGUUGAGUAUUGUACUUUCACAUCUAUGUGUGUGUGUGUGUGUGUGUGUGUGUGUGUGUGUGUGUGUGUGUGUGUGUGUGUGUGUGUGUGUGUGCACGCGCUUCAUGUUCCUUCCAUUUCGAUAGCUUCCUAAUAUAUUGUUCACUCUUGGCUGAUAACCCCAGUGUCUGUGCAAUUAUCUAUAUAGAAUGAAAGAUGGCCCUCUCUCUCUAAAACACGCUCACAUACAGGCUCUCAGACGUAAUCAUCUACAGGGUGACAGAGUGAGACAGAGUGAGACAGAGAGAGCAGUGGACUGAAAGGCUGAAAACAAGGACACGAGCAUCUGGGAGACUGCUGAUGUGAGCGACAGGGCAGAGGACAGAGACAAGGCAAAGUGUAAGAGAAAUAGAGAGAGAGAGAGUGAGAUAAAGGGAUAGAAAGAGAGCAGUGGGUUUAUAGUGCCUGUGUAAGGGCUAUUUUUAGUGGGAAUGUAUUGCAUUGCCAAUAAAGCAUAUUUAAGCAUGGUUGAGGUGAGUAAAACAUGGGGGAGAUGUGCGUGUCGUGUGUGUUAGUGUGUUAGUGAAUGAACGCUGUGUUCUCUUCUGCCUGCUGUGUUUACUUAUAGCAUUACUGGGAACCUAACACAUGCACACACAUAAUGCAAGCAGCUAUAUUCACCCUCCUCUCAAGGUUUCUUCCGCAUAUCAUCUCAGGGAGUUUUUCCUUGCCACCAUUUCCAUCGCCUCUGGCUUGCUCAUUAGGGACAAACUGAUCAAUUUAAAAUUUAGACUUAGGAAAUUUAUAUAUUUCUGUCAGUUGUAAGAAGCGCUAUACAAAUAAAAUGAAUUGAAUUGAAUUGAAUAUUUACCCAAGACAAAUAAAUAAUGGAAUACAAUAUACAGUAUGUGCAGUAUUUGCACUACAAUUUUCCUUAGGCUGACUCGUAGACUCAUUCCAGUUACAGAUUUUGAAAUGUCUUGCUUAUUUUAGUCGAAUUUUCGAAAUGUACAACAAACCAAUUUUAGAUGUGCAUGUGAGCAGCAGCAUUUACUGUCAUUGCUGCAUUAACACCAAGGAGUGUGUUUUUAACAAGUCAUAAAAUACAUCAGUGUCAGCAAACACUUCCACAACAAAGUCUCACGGUUUGUGAUUCGUAAAAAUUUUGCAUUGACCGGGUGCCAAUCUAUCGCAGGGCACAAUCGUGCACACAUUCAUACACCCAUUCACAUACUACAGACAAUUUAGAGAUGCUAGUCAGCCUACAUGCAUGCCUUUGGAAAGCAGGAGGAAACCGGAGUACCCGAAAGAAACCCACACAGGGUGGAGGCGAGAAUCAAACGAUCAACCCGGAGGUGCGAGGCAAAUUAACUUUUUAAAAAUGUACACAAAUUAUUUUCAAGAAUACUGUUCUGCUGUUCAGCUGACCUUGAUAAAUAUGUUUUAUUUAUUUAUUUAUUUAUUUUAUUAUUAUUAUUUUUUUUGCAGCAGCAGUUAUUUGAUAAUAAUUAAAAGGCUAUGGUUGAUGAAAUGAUGGAGAGUUAAACACAUGACAGUCAAGCCUCAAGAUUGUGCACACAAAUUUCCAACACAAUCCUGAAGCUCUUGACAAUUGUUCUCUUGUUCUGCUGUAAACUGUUGUAACAGACCAUCAGAGGGGAGUUCUUUGGAGUUCUUCUGGUAUGCUACUCAUUUUCAUGCAGGGCCGGCGCUACAUAUAGGCAAUUGCCUAGGGCCUCGGUUUUGGAGGCGGGGCCCUCCAUUGCCGUAACAUCCCUAUAUGCUUGUCCACCAAUCAAGAUUGGCAGCAAAAGACUAGGCUUUUUGUCCAUUGGAUAUAAAUGAAUUUUCACUCAACUGUAGUGAAACCAAUUAAUGUCACGGUUUCAAAUUGGUUCCCACCCUCUGAAUGUAUGAAGAGAUAGGGUAUGAUGAACAAAACGCAAAAAUGCAACUUUCCUGCAGCUGACUGACUUUAAGUCAGUGACUAAUGAUGGCACAGAAACAAACACAUCUUCCGGAGGCUGCUAAGCUAAAGGCUAAACAGACACACAAAGAGCGUGCAGCUUGUGAUGCAGGUAUGUGAGUCCUCAUGAUCUAUUUUGGAGUGAGUGCAACAUAUUCUAAAAAUAAACUGGGCUUUGUUUUGUCGAUCAGCGUCAUUUCAGAAGAGAUCAUUUGCCGGUUUAUUCUGAGUACAAAAGAGCGUGAGCGCCGUCAAUGACAUUGCGUCAGGAGCUGACUAGAAAAUACGAAAGUAAAAAUAAAGAAGUUUGUAUUCAAAGUCACAGAGCAAACACACCACAGUAUUUUUCCAAAAAGGUACCUCGACUGUCUGUAUAUCUAUAGCUGAUGUUUACAUUACUGUUUCAACAUAAUACUUCAUUUUAGUUUUCAAAUCAUAAAUACGGUUGUUAAAUUUAUUGAAAACUAAAUAUAACAAUACAUAUAAUAUUCUUUCUGCUUAGUAGUUUGUCUCUUUCACUUCCACUAGCAGCUGAUUUGUGUAUAUAGUCUGAGUAUUUAAGGUAUUGCACUGCAAUACAUAAUAUGACUUCAGUCUAUGUUGGUUCAGUAGAAUGGGGGAAAUCCUGUCCAUACCCAGCUAGGAAAAAAAACGAUAAAGGCACUGAUGUUCAUUUACUGAAGUGGUGUCCAGGGAGUGUUCAUCUGUAAUUAUUUGUUGGCAGUGUAAUGUUGUCUUGUAUUUUUUUCUUUUCAUUUUACUGUAUAGAGUAGGCAUAACUGUUUGUUAUCCCAAAUAAUGGGAGGGAAAGGUGGAAGGGAAGAGGGGAGUGUGGGACCUCCAACAUAAAUUUUGCCUAGGGUCUCCAAAUGUCUAAAACCGGCCCUGCUUUCAUGCCUAAACUAGCUCAUUUACUAAUUUUCUAAAUAGCAAACUAACAUGAGUGAACAAAGUGAUGGAAUGAACCAAGGCAGCUAACUCUGGCUAAAUUAUAAGACAAUUUACUACUGACCUUAGCUAACACUCAAAGUAGCUUGGCACGCCUUUUUUUAAAAAUGAACUGCACCAAGAGAACAAGCGGAACAUAAAAUGGCACACUUCUCCAUUCAGACAUGUAACUUAUUGCAGUUGUCAGAGAGAGCUGCAAAAUACAGUUGCAAUCAAAAUUAUUCAACCCCCAUUGCAAAUCAGGUUUAUUGUCAAAAUUUACAAACAUUCAGCUGUUUGCAAUGAACAAAUCAAACAAAAGCAAUUGAAAUAGUUCAACACAAUGGAUGCUUCAAGUGGUUUCCCCAAAUUCCACUGAAAAUGCAACUUAUAAUGAUUUCUCCAGUUUCAAAAUGAUUCAACCCCUUCAUGGCAAGAAUCUUUAAUACUCAGUAGAGCACCCUUUUGCUUUUAUGACCUGCUGCAAACGAGAUGUACAGCUUCUGGCAGCGUUCCUGAGGAAUCUUGGCCCAUUCCUCAUGCGCAGUGGCCUCCAGUUCAGUAAUAUUCUUGGGUUUGCGUGCUGCAACCACCUUCUUCAAAUCCCACCACAGAUUUUCUACGGGGUUCAAGCCAGGUAACUGUGAUGACCCUGUAGAAUCUUCCAAGACUUCUGCAACCAAGCCUUGGUGGAAUUUGAGGUAUGCUUGGGAUUAUUGUCCUGUUGGAAGGUCCAAUGAUGCCCAAGCUUCAGCUUCCUCACAGAUGGCAUGAUGUUUUCUCCUAGGGUUUCCUGAUACUUCAGUGAAUCCAUCUUGCCUUCCACACGCUGCAUCUUUCUAGUGCCAGAGCAUUCAAAGCAGCCCCAGAGCAUCACCGAGCCGCCACCAUGCUUGACUGUGGACAGAGUGUUCUUUCUUCAUUCUUUUUCCUCCAGAAAAGUUCAGUUUCAUUCCUCCACAGAACAGAAUCCCAAAACUUCUGUGGCUUAUUUAUAUGAUUUUGAGCCCAAUUUUCUUGUGCUUUUGGGUCAGUAGUGGUGUAUGUGUUGGAGUUCUGGCAUGGAAACCUUCUGUGUUUACUACGCCCAUUACUAUGUUCACUGAAACCUCAGUGCCUGUUGCUACUAAGUCUUGCUGCAGGUCUUUUGCAGUCACUCGAGGGGUUUUCACAACCUGCCUUCUCAGAAAUCUGGUUGCAGCUGUUGAUAGCUUCCUUUUUCUGCCCCGUCCAGGUAUUUAAUAAAUUUUCUACCCCUAGCCAGUUCAGGUAUUUCAUGUGUUCCAGCUCAAGCCCACCUGUGCAACUAAUGAAGAUCUUGAUUAGUUGCAUCAGGUGUGCUUGAGACAAAACCUAUUUUGCAUAUUUAUGCCGUAGUGAGGGAUUCUAUUCAGGGGGUUGAAUAAUUUUGAAACUGGAGAAACCAUUAUAAGUUGCAUUUUCAGUUGAAUUUGGGGAAACCACUUGAAGCAUUCGUUGUGUUGAAAUAUUUCAGUUGCUUUUGUUUGAUUUGUUCAUUGCAAACAGUUGAAAGUCUGUAAAUUUUGACAAUAAACCUGAUUUACAAUGGGGGUUGAAUAAUUUUGAUUUAAAUGUAGGCUGUGUUGCAUUUACAUGAUGACUACUGUUUACCAGUAUAUUUUUAGUUGGUACCUUCCUUACAUUAGUUACUUAUACUUACAAUACUUUGACUAAAAUGAUGAAUAAUGUCAGCUGGCUAGCAAAAGUAGCAUAGUCAGUCAUGCUUCAAAGCUCUAUAAUAUUUCCUUGACAACAAUAAAAACAAUAUAUGUGCACAAAUUACACGACUACAAUUUAGCAUUUUACAGAUCAAUUAAUUAAUAAUGCUUACAACUCUGAGAUAGUGUUCGAUGCACUUUCUUAAGUUGCACUUAAGGUAAUAACUUUUAACGUGCAUGCUACCAGCAUGAAGAAGGGGCCUGUCCAUGACCGAUAAUGGUGGACGAGAGAGGGCUGCACUGUCUGACCAGCCAUAUCUACUGCACAUGUUCUCCCUCUAAGGUGUCUACUGUGCAGAUGUUGGCUCCAAUUUUGACCUACUGUGUAACGUCAGUCAAGAUGCCACACACACACACACACACACACACACACACACACACACACACACACACACACACACACACACAGAUAUAAUGACCAUGGCCUGUGUAGUAACUGGUAUGUAAUUCGAUCCUGGUGUUUUAUUAAGGUUUAAGCCAGCCCAACCAUCAAUUUGACCUUCUCGUAAUGACUCUCUCUCUCUCUCUCUCUCUCUCUCUCUCUCUCUCUCUCUCUCUCUCUCUCACUCUCUCUCUCUCUCUCUCGGUAUGUGUGGGUGUAUGUGUGUGUGUGUGUGUGUGUGUGUGUGUGUGUGUGUGUGUGUGUGUGUGUGUGUGUACGUGCAUGUUUGUGUAUGAGUGAGAAAGAGACCGAGAGCAAGUAACAGGGGUAGACAUGGUGAAGAAAGAAGCUGAGCAAGUGUGAGAGAGUGGAGAGAGAGUGUAUUUGUGACUGGCAGGGUGACUGCUCAAGAGCCAGGAGGUAAAAUAUCUCACCUUCCCCCACAUUUCCUGCAGCAAAAUCCUGGCCCAAUUUUCAUAAUUAAAAAGAAAACACACAGACAAAUAAGGUAAACCAUCAGUUAAUUACAUAUCCUCAUUUCCAAACUCCAUGAACAUCUAUGCAAUGUUCUUACUCAUGGUAUUCUUACACUGUGUAGCUAUUCUAUACAGCACAGCAUGCCCAGAACAAAAUCUGUCAAUAUGGGCUUGGCAACUCUGUUCUACGCCUUCUGUUUCCCUACGUCUCCAGUCAGAGGAGCUUUGAAGCCUCUGCCAGGGCUCUACUGCUGCUGAGACCACAUCAACACCACUUUUUCCACAUCAGUGCAGUGUUCAGUUAUGUUGGCACAAUAUACCAAGCUAGAUGCCAGGAACGAGGCGUACAUGGAGAGCCACUUGUUAUCUGGAUGACUCUACUAAAGUACACAACUGAAGGGUCUCAUUCCAAAACUUACAGGCUCUAGAUAUGACAAAUUUGUAACAAUUUAUAUAACUCAAUUCGUUCAACACCAGUGUCUUUAGCUUGAUCCUGAGCUCGGGUUACUCUCUGUGUGAAGUUGUACAGUACAUGCACUUCCUGUGUUCUUGUGGGUUUACACUGGGUUCUCUGCAUAUUAAAUGUUCCAACAACAUGCUGGUUUGUGGCUUGGUUUGCUAAAUUGCCCCUGGGCAUGAAUGAGUGUGUGACUGUGUGAGUCCAUUGUGCCCUGGGAUGGACUGGCAUCCCAUCUGGGGUGUAUUCCCACAUUGUGCACUGUGUUUGCAGGCUAGGCUGGAUCCACCCUGACCCUGAUUAGAGUAAAGAAGUUAAUAAAGAUGAAUGGCUGAAUGAAAAAAGUUAGAGGUUAGAGCUUGGAUAUAUGGAAUCAAACCACAUAUUACAAAACCACCCAUACUCAUUCAAAUAUGUACAAUUGUAUUUUUUUAAAUUUUAUUUUAUUUUAAAUAAGAUCAGCAUUAAAUGUAAAUAAGUCCUUUAAACUCCCAGAAGCCAUCAGUAAGUAAAGACCAACGUACAUUCCACACCAAUUAACUUUACUGUAGGUACUGAAUAAUAUAUUGUAGUUACUAAAUGAUAUGUUAACAUGAAUUUGUUGUUACACAACACCAGGGGACAUUAAAGUGUUAGAAUUUUCACAUUUCAUUAGUUUAUAAUGUUUAAUAUUGUCUAUUAGAAAGACAAUAAUACCAAACAAAGACACUACUAGCUGUUAUUCUUAUCAAUAUUGCUCUACAUCUACAGUAUAUCUAAGUAAACCGGUUGAUUGACACUGGGCAAGUUUGAGCAUGAUUAAUAAGUUUAUUAUGCUAUUUUGAACAACAUGUGUCAUCCUUCUUAUCUAAAGCAAGUCAUUAUUCUGGUUGAAAGAAUUUACUAAGUGACUUGAAUGUACAGUAUGACAUUCAUAAUGUACUAACAAUUUACACAACACGAAGGUAGUUCUGGACAUCCAACUGUCAACCAAACCUAACUAGGCCAUGCAGGUUUCUCCUUUGCAACGUCAGCAGGAUCUGGACAUUUCUAUCCAUAGAGACCACUCAGGUGCUUUUUCAGUACAUUAUUAUUUUGAUAUUGGACUAUUGCAACUCGCUUCUGCCAGAUCUACCCCUUAGCGCCAUCCAGUCUAUUCAACUAAUCCAGAUUGCCAGUGCUUGACUUGUUUCCAAUCUUCCCAAGUUCUUUCACACCAUCCAACUUCUGCCUUCACUGCACUGCCUUCCUGUAGCUACCUGCAUCAAAUGUAAAACACUGAUGCUUGCCUACAAAGCCAUAAAUGGACCAGUGCACACCUACCUGAAGGCACUCUGCAUCAUGCACUCUUCAAGCAUCUAGCAUUGCUAAACUUGACCCACCAUCUCUCAAGAUACAAAGAAGACAUGUAUCAUACUGGCACCAAGUGGUGGAAUAAAAUUCCCCUGGAUGUCUGAACAUCUGAUUCACUGCCUAUUUUCAAAUAGAGACUGAUGCCACGCCUCUUCACCAAGCACUUAAAAAUAAACAUCAACAUGUACAUUUUUCCUGCUGUACCAUAUUGUAUGAACUGCUGUCUCACAGGGAUUUAGGUUGAUCGUGUUCUUAGACCCCGACCUAUUUGUUCUGGCAUGAGGAUACAAAACACUACAGUAAUACAGAUCAGAAUGAGAAAUUCCACCACAAUCAAGUUCAACAUUAUGCAGCAUUUUCCCCUUUCCAAUCAAAUUUUCCAAUUUGCCAAUCAUAUUAUUCACUGUAGAGCUGUGUACAUGCAUGCUUUGGUAUUGUGGUCCACCAUGAGAUGAUCAGACACCAAUCUUAUAUCGAUUUACUGCCUUAUGUCUGACUACUGAAGGGUCAGGAGUUCUAUGCACUGCAUAGAAAAUACACUUUUGUGUUUUUAGACCUUUGCAUGGUCUAAUAUUUCAGUGGAACUGAAAUUUUUACAUUAUAAAAAAUGAUAUAUGUAUUUAUGAAGAAUGCUUAUUUAUUUAUUCUCUGUGUAAAUAUUUGGUCCAGUCAGAAUGGUUAAAUGUUGCAUAGAUUUGUUAUUAACCAAGGUGGUAUUCACUAAAUUCCAGAGGUAUAUUUUAGUGAAACAAGCAUUUCAUAACUGAAUAUUUUUCAAGCAUGAAACCCCUGUGAUCAUGGACAUGUAUCUGAAGUUACAGCAGUCUUAAUGAAAAUGGUAUUUGGCACGAAACCCCUGUGAUCACAGACAGGUAUCUGAAGUUAUAGCAGAAUGAAUGUAAAAUUUCUGUGAACAUGGACAGAGAACUAUCUGCGGCAAAUGGCUUUUCUUCCCAAACUGUGCAUAGUUGACCUAUGCAGAUUCUCAAAAUAGGCCAUGCCUGCCUGAUGACACAGUAUCUGUUACGCUGUCCUGUAAUUUCUGGGGAAAAAGUGCCUGCUUAACCAAGGUCUUGGAUAUUUAUGUAAUUUCAUAAUGUUUAUUUGCUAUUCUCCUCAGGUCUCAUGUGUUUGUGUUUAUUACCUGUUUUUUUUCCCCCCUAUGUCUCUGUGUGAAAUCUUUUAUGAGUAGUCUUUAGCCUUUUUACUGUGGUUCUGGUUUUUUAAGUUUAGCUUUUUCCUAGGUUUUGAUCUCUGAGUAUCUGGAUAUGAUUAUGGGUAUAAAUGGUAAAUGGUCUGCAUAUAUAGCGCCUUUUUAACCUAAGCUACCGGUCUACAAAGUGCUUUACACUGGUUCUCUUUGACCCAUUCACACACUCACACACCAAUGGUAACAGAGCUGCCAUGCAAGGCGCUAACUUGCCAUCGGGAGCAACUUGGGUUUCAGUGUCUUGCCCAAGGACACUUCGGCAUGUGGGCUGGGAAUUGAACCGCCAACCCUACGAUUAGUGGACAACCCUAAUCCACAGGACCACCUGAGCCACAGCCGCCCCAUAUGGAUAUGUUUCCAUAUUUCUAUCUGUCUGUGUUCUGACCCUAGUAAUGGACAUCCAUCUGCCUCUGGCUCAAAGAAAUGUUACAAAUAUAACACAAAAAUAUUUUUAAAAAUUAAUCUUAUUAUUAUAUAACAAACAUUAAAAUUCAAUUAAAAUAGAAUUAGAGCACAUUUAAUUUCUACUGAAGCAAACAACCCAAGCGUAUUAACUAAAAUUACUGUCAUUGAAAAACACGUUUUUUUGGAAUGAAACUCUGAUUAUAUGACAUUGUUGAUAUCUUCAUACUGCUUAUAACGUGACCAUGCAAUGUGCACUAUUAUAAUAAAUUGAAUAUGAAUAUAUAGAGUGGUUGCGCAGAUACUGCUGAAUGGAUUUCUGUGUAAAUGUAAAGUAUCUCAACAGAACAAAAUAGGAGCCAGCUGCCACAGAUUUCCAUUGUCUCUGAGUGCUUAAUUAACACAGAUAAUAUCAUGCAAUGUAGCCGUUACGGAACACAUCUGUUGUUAUUCCUAACUCUAGACUGCCAUGCUGGCUCCAAACACCAACUGGACAAUUAACAUUGGAUUCAGUGUCAGCAUGGUAAAGCGUAAUGCCAAUCAACUAUCCUGGGCAAUCAGUGCAGAUUGAGUCAUUUGCCAAUUUGUUUGGACGCUGGUACUUAUAUCCCGAUUGUGUGAUGCGCUACAAGAUCUAUUUCAGUGAUUAGCGGAACCUCCUUAUGUUAUACUUUAUAUACCUUAUUAUAUAGCUCAAUGGAAUACUCUAAUCAGUUGUAUAAAUCCGAAUCUGUAUUCUGAGCACCCUGAUGUUUAUUUUGUUAUAAUGACCAGGUGACUACAUUAUCCCUUAUUAAACUACAGCAGUUGUCAUGACAACAAUAUAUCUAAUCUGUGGAAACUACUAGAACAGUAACUUGAAUUUAUGCACAAAUAAAGCAUUAAAAAAAAAAAAAAAAACCUGCUUAAGAUUGCACUAAGCGAGAGUGGAUUUUCAAUAUCUUCCCCCAGAGCCUCUGCAGAGGAAAUCAACUCGGACCAAAGACAGAAAAUUAAAUCUUGUGCUUUUUGAGCUUUAAAAGGGUUAAAUGUUAAAUUGCUACCUGAAAUCUACAAUGUUCACAAGUACAUACCGUUGUCAUUUCAUUCAGUUGUCAUUGCCAAGGAAUAACAUUACCACAACCAGGUGCAAGCUAAUUUAUGAAGGCAUUUAAUUCAUUAUUCUCUCAUUAACCCUUAUGAUAGAAGCAGGUCAGCUAAAUUCUGUACACACAUGUGCUCAAUAAGAUUACUUUUACAGGAGUUAUAUGUAAAGUAUAUCAGACAGUUCUUGUUAAUCUUUUUGUGAAAUAGUAACUCUAGCAAAAGGAAAUAUUAUCCCCCAAUAUCAAACAUUUGUUUCUAUCUAAAAUUCUGUUAAAGUUAAUUUAUUCUCAUGGCUGCUCUGUGCCCCUAGCAAUUCAGAGCAAUUUUAACUUAAUUCAAAAGCCCUCAUAGGAUUUCAAACAGCUUCCAUGCCAGAGGACAUCUGGCAAAUGCCGUAACUAAGACAGCAUAACCCUCUAUUCUCUAAAUGAUCUCCUGUUGAGUGUCCCAUCUUAUAAAGCCCUGGGCAGCUGGGUAGAUGACUACUUAUCUUUUAACACACAUGAACAGGAAAGUCUUUACUCUGGAAUUAAUAUUAGAUUUUGCUAUAGAAAUAGACCCAGUUCAAAUCGAAUUACUCAAAGACUGGUUCUGGUCUUUCUAACUCUUAAUGUUAUAUAUUAUUUUUGAUAUUAUUGGCAGUAUCUAUUGGACCUCAAGCUAAAUCCAGUGGAAAUCAAUGGGGAACAAUGAACUGUCACAAAUUUUAUUUGUCUAAUACAGUAUGCCCUUAUCAGUUUUCACCAUAAUGGUUGCUUUAUCUUUUUUCAUGAAUAUGCUCACACACAUUUCAAAGCUGCCAUUGGAAUGAUAUGAUUAUGUAGUACAUCAUUCAUGUAUGAUAUUCAUUCAUUCAAUUUCAGCAAGUGCUUUAUCCUGGUCAAGGUAGUGGUGGAGCCAGAGCCUAUCCCGGGAACACUGGGGGUCAGGUGGGAAUUCAUCCUCAAUGGGAUGCCAUACACAUAUAGUGGGGGAAAUAAGUAUUGAACACAUCAAAAAAUAUUUCAGAACAUAUAUUUCCAAUGAGGCUAUUCACA
Ictalurus punctatus (channel catfish) is the source of this 19092-nucleotide messenger RNA. RefSeq names its product leucine-rich repeat and fibronectin type-III domain-containing protein 4. The record is from RefSeq and is a predicted model, not a curated record. Gene Ontology annotation, molecular function: protein binding. The transcript is spliced from 4 exons. NCBI's taxonomy places the organism in Eukaryota, Metazoa, Chordata, Actinopteri, Siluriformes, Ictaluridae. The coding region runs from base 3791 to 6688 and encodes 965 amino acids.